This is a messenger RNA of Conger conger (European conger), 3404 nucleotides long. Its product is annotated as 6-phosphofructo-2-kinase/fructose-2,6-bisphosphatase 3-like. The record is from RefSeq and is a predicted model, not a curated record. Lineage: Eukaryota; Metazoa; Chordata; Actinopteri; Anguilliformes; Congridae. The coding region runs from base 91 to 1824 and encodes 577 amino acids. Gene Ontology annotation, molecular function: fructose-2,6-bisphosphate 2-phosphatase activity; ATP binding; 6-phosphofructo-2-kinase activity. Gene Ontology annotation, biological process: fructose 2,6-bisphosphate metabolic process; fructose metabolic process. The transcript is spliced from 18 exons. Gene Ontology annotation, cellular component: cytosol.
CGUUGGUCUUGUGUUUAAAUACAGGAUCUAGGGCGCACUUUGAGGGAUUAUUCCGGGACAGAUCGAGAGCAGUGUUACAAGGAAAAGUAAAUGGGAGAGAAUCCCCCACCUUUAUCACGGAAGGUAUUUCUGGAGGCAUGCCAAAGGAGCUUCGACAGAACAGGAUCCAAAAAAUCUGGAUUCCGUCUAAGGAUGACAAACCUGGGGCGCCUCGGAGAGGCGCGCUGCUUGGCGGGAGGGUCUGCGCUCUUAUUGGAUCGCUGGAGUGCGCUGGUAUGGUGCGAUGCUCGCCGGUGUGAGGAUCUUACUGAGAGCUCUUUUCAUCGAAAGUCUGAUGUCAUUCUGUGCCGAUUUAAAGGUACAAUAGCGGGAGGGGGCCUGCAUCUCGCUAACCCCCCCAUGGUGAUCGUGAUGGUGGGGCUGCCUGCUCGCGGGAAGACCUACAUGGCGAGGAAGCUGACGCGGUACCUCAACUGGACCGGCCUCCCCACCAAGGUCUUUAAUGUCGGGGAGUAUCGGCGAGAGGCAGUCACACACUACGGUUUCGACUUCUUCAAACCAGACAACCAGGCCGCAGUGAAGAUCAGACAAGAAUGUGCCUUAGCAGUGCUGAGAGAUGUGAAGUCUUAUCUGACAGAGGAGGGCGGGCAGAUCGCUGUCUUUGAUGCCACCAACACCACCAGGGAGAGGAGAGACAUGAUCCUGAGUUUCGGCAGUGAGAAUGGAUUCACGAUCUUUUUCAUUGAGUCUGUGUGUGACGAUCCAGAGGUCAUCGCUACAAAUAUCAUGGAAGUGAAGGUGUCCUGUCCAGACUACCAGGACUGCAGCAAAGUGGAGGCCAUGGAGGAUUUUCAGAAGCGGAUCGAGUGCUACCGGCUUUCCUACGAGCCUCUGGAUCCAGAUCAGUAUGACAGGAGGCGGUCCUUCAUCAAGGUGAUGGACGUGGGGCAGCGCUUCCUGGUGAACGCCGUGCAGGACCACAUCCAGAGCCGUGUGGUGUACUACCUGAUGAACAUCCACCUGCAGCCGCGUACCAUCUACCUGUGUCGCCACGGAGAGAGCGAACACAACCUGCGCGGGCGGCUGGGCGGAGACUCAGGUCUGUCCUUGCAGGGGAGAAAGUUCUCCAAGGCGCUGUGCAGGUUCAUGGAGACGCAGCAGCUGUCGGGUGUGAGGGUUUGGACCAGUCAGCUCCGUCGCAGCAUCCAGACCGCACAAGCCCUGGGAACACCCCACGAGCAGUGGAAGGCCCUCAACGAGAUCGAUGCUGGUGUGUGUGAGGAGAUGACGUAUGAUGAGGUCAGAGAGAGGUACCCGGAGGAGUUUGCACUGAGAGAGCAGGACAAGUUCUACUACCGCUACCCCUCCGGAGAGUCGUAUCAGGACCUGGUGCAGCGCGUGGAGCCGGUGAUCAUGGAGCUGGAGCGGCAGGGGAACGUGCUGGUGAUCUGUCACCAGGCCGUCAUGCGCUGCCUGCUGGCCUACUUCCUGGACAAGAGCGCUGAUGAGAUGCCGUAUCUGAAGUGUCCCCUACACACGGUGCUGAAGCUCACUCCAGUGGCCUACGGGUGCAAAGUGGAGUCUGUCUCCUUGAACAUCGAUGCAGUCAACACACACAGGGACAGGCCUGAGCCCAUGCUGAGAGGCCGGGGGGGGCUGAUUCGGAGGAACAGCAUCACGCCCCUGUGCAGCCGUGAGCCAAUCAAGAAACCCCGCAUGCAAAGCCCGGAGGACCUUCAUAUCCCAGAACCCCCAUCCCACUGCAGCACCUCGCCUGUGUCCCUCUCCAGACAGAUCUGGCUCCGCACAGCUUGUCUAACUUGACGUCAGGUCCUGACGGGUCCUGACCUCCUGCAGGUCCUGCAGGUCCUGAAGCGUCACCUGACCUUCAGCACAGGAAGUGAUGUCACAAAGGGGACGUUGAUAUCCUGUACAUCUGACUUUCUGUGUCAUCUGGACGUGGGUGGGGACAUGAGCCCUGCUGUUAUUGGUGCAGGAUAACGUUGGUUUUCACCGCUGUGCAAGCGAAUGUCCUAGCACUGUUAUCUGUAAGUGCUAAUAGCACACAUUCUAGUGUACAUACCUGCUGAAAUGUCUUUCUGUAAAUAGAGAUCUUCGGUGGAGGGAAUUCUUAGAAGAAAUGACUAAUAUUGUUUUUAAAAACAACCUAAACUCACAUAAGAUCUGUACUGAGCUCUUGGCCCAUAUGGGAACUUUGUGAAUGAUUCAGUGCAUUGUUUUCAAUGUGCUUUGAUAACCUGUACAUAGCAUAGGCCUGUGGGGGCAUUGCAGUCUGGCAUACAGUCAUUGUGUCUAGACCAGCUUGUUCCUGAAAUGGAAUCAUAAUCUGUGGCUCCUGUUCACAAAAGUUUAUAACUGGAUGAAAUUUAUCCAUGGGAACUUGGGAAAAUUGAAGCAGUUUAUUUUUACUGAAAUUGCUGUAAAUGUCAAGGAUUUGAACCCUGAAAUUAAUUAGUUUUGCCUUUAUUUCAGAAGUUGUAUGCUUGUAUGUUCCUUGUUUAUGUACCUGACAAUCAGAACACAAGUUUGAAAACUAGAGAGCAGGUUAUCGAUGUGUAUUUGUAUGCGUGCUCUUGUUUAUGUGAGUGGUGAUGCUGUUGAAGAGUUGAUAGUAUUGUGACUUUAGUGUGUGUGCUGUGUUGUGUGAUUUCUCCGUGGUUGUGUUUCAUUAGUGUUGAGCGUUUACCCACAGUGCCUUGUGCUUUCUCUGGACGUGUUGCUUCAGUAAAGCAUGCUGGGGGGCACAUCUCUUUCUGAUUGUAAUCAUUUAGGUUUUUUUUUUAAAUCAUGUACGUAUCACAAUUAUAUUUUUUGUUUUGCUUUUGCUUUUCUCCUGAUGAUAUAUCAUUGUGUUAAUAUUUAGGAGAGCUGCCUAAACCAUGAGGGGGACGUUUGUGAGCACUUUAGCAUGGCCGCAGCACUGUAGUGUAAUCAACGUUGUUACCCAGUAACAGUCCUUGCUUAAUUGGCUGUUUUUGUCUCAACAGGAAACGUAAACGUAUGUGUACAAAAGGAUGCAAAUGUGCAGAAGGGAAGUUGAGAAUAUAUACAGAAGGAUAUUGCACAACAGUAGACAGGAUAUAUUGUGCUUUUUUUGAUUAAAUUUGAUAUUUGAUCUGUUUGAUUGAGAGCACAUGCAGGACUGGUAUUGGUCACAUGGGGGGUAUUGGGAACAUGUUAUUGUCACUAAUGGUAAGAAUGUUAUUUGUGAUGAUACUUGAAUUGUUUUGUUGAAAGUUGGUUGAAAUAUUUGCGCGUUGAUGUUGAAAACAUCACUAGCAUGCAUUCCCGUGUGGCGAAUGAAAGGGAGGUUUGGGUUACUGUAUGUAUUUACAAGGUCUGUGUGUUUCGCAGUUGCUGGACCAAUAAAUGAUCUUUUAAAA